Molecule: messenger RNA, 2523 nt
Organism: Seminavis robusta
Lineage: Eukaryota; Bacillariophyta; Bacillariophyceae; Naviculales; Naviculaceae
Source: the annotation of a GenBank genome assembly
GAACCGAGCAAGAUGGCGGAUGAUGAUGGUCCCAACAAGAGGGGAUCCAUGGAUAUCUCUGAUAUCGGUUCCAAACAGAGACUGGCAAGAGCAUUGGGAAGCUCGGUGCCGGAGGAGGAGAGAACGUCAGACGCUUCGAGUAAACGCCAACAAAUGAUUGGAGCCUUGGCCAGCUCUAUUACGUCUGGGUUGCCUCCUGAUUUGGGUAGGCAGCAACUGAUCGACAAUCUCUCCAACUCGUUCAAUCAAUCCUUUUCCAUGAAUGACGAAGAAGUGGAAGCACAAAUCCUCAUUGCCAUGGGUGGCGCUUCUGCCAGCAACUUGGAUUCCACAGAUGAAAAAACAGCUCGAAAAUCACGCAUGAGCGUUCGCAUGAACACUCGUGCUUCGGUCAUGAACGCCAAUCGAAGAGCCAGUCGUUUGAGUGUGGCCGGUGCUGGUAUGAAUGGGAGUAAACGAAUGAGUACUCGCUUGAGUAUCAGCAAUAGUCGCAUGAGCACUCGUAUGAGUGUGUCACGACGAGGCAGUGGCGGGUUUCUCAUGCUCAAGGAUUUGGAAGAGCGAGAUGAAUUUCACAAGAUACAGGCCGCCGCUUUUUUGCGAGAAUUAUACAAGCUUGCCGACGCGGAAAGCAACCAAGAAUUAAAGCAGACCAUUCUGACCAGGAGUACUUCCUCGGGUCCUGUUUCGGGUGGUGGCGGCGGCGCAUCCGGAGGCGAAUCCGAUGGUGAUAUCAAUUUUGAGGGGAUCGACUUGGCAUCGUUAACUCCCGCACAAGCCAAGGCCAAAAUCGAUGCCCUCCAUGCCGGAGGAAAAAUCGACGGUGAUAGCAUGAUGGCCUUGAUUCAAGCAGGAGUAAAAGUCCUUGGUGAAGAGGAGACUGUCAUUGAUGUUCGUGAAAUCCAUCCCAAUCUGCAAACAGUCACUGCCGUGGGUGACUUGCAUGGAAGUUUGGAGUGCCUCAUGGAAGUCCUCAAAAUGGCAGAAAUCGACAAAAUCUUUGCAGACGCAAAUGGUUCCAUCGUUGUGUUUGAUGGAGACUUUGUGGAUCGUGGAUUCAACAGUUUGGAAGUCAUUGCCACUCUUCUCUUGCUCAAACUGUCACACCCCAAGAAUGUGUUCCUAUUGCGGGGCAACCACGAGGAUUCCAUGACGGCAUCAUCGUAUGGCUUUCGUGAAGAAGUGGAUGAAAAGUAUGGCCUGGACAAGGGAGAUGAAAUUUGGUGGGAGUUUGGCUACCUCUUUGCCGCUUUCCCCAUUGUGGCUCGAACCAAUACCGCAGCAAUUAUGCACGGAGGCAUCUGCGUGGAAGAAUUCGAUCUCAGUGAUCUCAACGAAAUUGAUAAGGAGACUCGUUGUGAGAUGAAAACCAUUUCUGAUCCCUACGAUGAUGAUGAACGUCUCUUACAAGGCAUUUUGUGGAGUGAUCCCUCGGAGGAGCCGGGCAUCAAUUUCAGUGAUCGUGGGGCCGGAUUUACUUUUGGUCCUGAUAUUUCUGCCGAUUUUCUGGACCGGCAUGAGCUAAAAUACAUCAUUCGAGCUCAUGAGGUUGUGGAGGAGGGCCAUUGCAAGCAUGAUUUGGGAGAGGGUCGAGGUGUCAUUACCAUUUUCUCGUCUGCCAACUACCCUGCUGGGGAAGGCACCAACUCUGGAGCAGUCGUCUUCCUGAAUGAUCAAAGUGGUGAAUACACCACGAAAGAUUUCAUUCACAAAGAAGGAUCCGGGGAUGAUUCUGCAAUGCUUGCUGCUCUGUUGGGCACGUUUGUGGAUGGUCACAAGAGUCACUUGACCAAAGCCUUUCGUGAAAAGCAAAGCAAGGAUGGUGUGGUGACAUGCGAAGAGUGGGCUGAUGUCAUUGCUGAGCUCUUGGACCUCCCCGACAUCAGUCUGACGCUCUUGGCUAUGCAACCGGAACUGGCGCCUUCGACAGAAGAGGGCGGUGAUUAUAUUGAUUGGAACGCCUUUAUGAACCGGUACACAACUGUCCCCACAGCACAAGUGCUGGCAAAAGAUCAGUUGGUGGCCUUGAGUGAAAACAAGGACAAGUUUUUAGACAUCUUCCAGCUGAUUGAUACUUCCGGAGACGGCACAAUCUCCAAGGAAGAGUUUGUGUCUGGGAUGAAGAUGUUGAAUGAACAAGUCAACCAAAAGGUAGAGAAUGUGGAGAAGUUGUUUGAAGCAUUUGAUGAGGAUGGUGAUGGAGAGAUCUCCAUUGUGGAUUUCAGCAAGGCACUGCAAUCGUCUACUGCUUUGCAAGGUGUGACGGAAGCUCUAAAGGAUGACCAGGUGGAGCAUUUGAAACGCACCCAAGACAUGAUUGCGACCUCAUUCAAGUACUUGGAUAGCAACAAAGAUGGUGGGAUUGAUCGUUCGGAAUUUGAGAAAGGCUUUGAAGUAUUGAACAAGCGAAUGCCGGAACGUAACAAAUUUGGGAAGUAUGAGGACUGGUUCAAUACUUUCGAGUUGAAUGACAAGGAGCAAAUUGAUUUCGGUGCAUUCAAGCAAGUCUUUUGCUCCAUCUGA